This is a messenger RNA of Synchiropus splendidus (mandarinfish), 1083 nucleotides long. Its product is annotated as dysbindin-like. Gene Ontology annotation, cellular component: cytoplasm. Lineage: Eukaryota; Metazoa; Chordata; Actinopteri; Syngnathiformes; Callionymidae. Gene Ontology annotation, biological process: negative regulation of protein kinase activity. The transcript has 5 exons. The record is from RefSeq and is a predicted model, not a curated record. The coding region runs from base 300 to 779 and encodes 159 amino acids.
GAGCGGCAGUUCACUCCGGGUCAGACCAGUGAGGCGGACGAGUGAGGGAGGAGAUGACCGGCAGCCCAUGGUGAGGAACUCUCGUCGGGGUUUGUGGACACUGAGCGGCACCAUGAGUUCGUCAUCUUCCUUCAACCUUCACAGCCAACGCAUAACCUAUCUGAAUGAAGAUCAAGACCUCUCGACAGUUCAGAUGUCAAAGGUCAUUCUGAAAAUAAACUUUUGAGGCCAGGUGCUGGAGUUGUGAUCAUCCGAGGUCUACACCAGCCGAGGCGGAGCGCAGCCAGAGGAUACCAGACAUGGAUGCAGCACAGCAGCUCAAACUGAGGGAGAGACAGAGGUUCUUCGAGGAGGUUUUCCAGCACGACGUGGACGUCUACCUGUCUUCCGCUCACCUGAGCAUCCGGGACUACAGACGACCUCCGAUUGGAAGCAUCUCUUCCAUGGAGGUGAACGUGGACCUGCUGGACCAGAUGGAGCUCAUCGACAUUUCUGACCACGAGGCCCUGGACGUCUUCUUCAGUGACGAUGCUGUGCAGAACUCUCCGCUAUCAGGAAACAACAACAACGAGGAGGCCAUCACCAACGGACUUUAUCGGCACGUCCUCGAGCGUCUGGACACCAAGUCCAGAAUCUCCUCCACAUCCUCCAUCACCUCCUACUCUGACAGCCAGGCCACCAACGCAAAUGGAGUAGACGCUGUGGUGGAGUCAGAGGACGAGGACACGCGCACCAGCACCCUCAAACGCAGAGGCAAAGGUUCAGUCACGUCUUCGUAGGUCACACACGACCACUGUGGAAGUUGAGGCUUGUGUAUCAGUCGAUAUUUAUCCCUCCACACUCGCUCCUUUCACUUCCUGGUAUGAGAUAUAGUCGUGUGUCUGGACUAUGAACUGUUUCCUUUUAUCUUGUCAGCUCUGAUUCUGACCUCACUGAUCUUCCUAACUUCACUUCCUGUACAGUACUAACCCAGUGACCAGGGAUGAAAGCGUUAACAGUAAUUCAGCAAUUCUGUUGUGGAAUCCCGGCUGUUUAAACUGAUGACAUGUUUUGAUGGAACAAAUAAAGAAAGUCAAAUGCUCA